AUGAUUGUCAACAAACUGGACAUCAUGAGUGCUAACAAGUUCUCACACGUCAACCGGCUCGCCAACCACUUUGUGCAGCAAAGCCCGAUGUCGUUUCUGCGGCAGUGGGCCCCCGGCAUGCCGAAGAUGCUCAGACGGUCCCAGAUCCAUUUGUACUGGAACAUUCUUCAGCUCAAAGAGGCAAUCCUCCGUGUGAAUUGCGUGGUUUGCGGCGAGCAGUCAGUUCAACUCUACCUCCCCACCAUGGAGCGUAUCUGCCACCCAUGCGUGCACGACAACCACGCAUUCUGGUGUCUCCCCGUUGAACAGGCAGCCCUAAUCUUUGGCCUCGACAUACCCGAUCUCGUUCACCCCCAAACUAUGUAUCUGCCACAGCUGAGCAAGAUUGACUUUGACUACACGGACCUUGGCGCUUGGGUUGUCCCUAUCAAGCUGGCGCUAACCAAAGCCCUGGAGAUGUACGGUACCCGUGAGGGCAUCAAGCGUGCUGUGGAGGGUAAGACGCCAAUCCCUGGAGCCCGAAAGUACGCCAACCCCGAUGACGAGGAAUUCGAGGUUGAAAACCAACAUGACAUUUAUCGCGCCGCUAAGCUCCACUCGCCGACCCCUGUCAGAAUGCGUUUGCUCGUGUCGUUGGGGAACUACCACCGAACCGCUCACCACCAUGAAGUUUCCUGCCGGGUCCCUGUUGUCAACCGCGACAAUACACGCCAAACCCAUUACUCCUGCCGUGGUUGCACUGCCAUGCUCACCUACAACAAGGGUGAACGAAUCUCCGACACCAACAUGCGGCUGAUGCGACUUGACCCUGAGCUCGACAAGUAUGAACGCUCGUUCCAGCUCUUCCGUCGCGCCUUUCGUGUGUGGACUAAGGAGGAGUUGAUUGAGCAUAUUCGAGCCGAAUGCAUUGCGGGUUGGAUCUUGCUGUAUUUCGAGGCUCGAUACCAGCAGUUCUGA
Molecule: messenger RNA, 957 nt
Organism: Penicillium mononematosum
Lineage: Eukaryota; Fungi; Ascomycota; Eurotiomycetes; Eurotiales; Aspergillaceae
Exons: 1
Coding region: 1-957 (318 amino acids)
Source: RefSeq, a predicted model, not a curated record